AUUACAUUCAAAUACACUUAUAAUUUGAUUGAGUAAUUAGUAUAAUUAUGUUUAUAUUUGAGGUAUUGAAAAAUGAUAUCUAGAUCUGAAGUAAAGAUUCACGGCAAGGUUAAGAAUCAACCUGAGUCUUCUCUCUCAGGUGGGGGGCUUCAUCAAAUAUUUUUGAAAGUUUGUGAAAAAAUACUUUGAUAAUAAGAAUAGCAAACGAAAUUGGAGUUUAGAUACUGCAUCAUGUUCCAGUGUUGUGUUGAAUUUUGAUUGUCACUCCAUCACAAAAUUAAAUAAAAAUAAUAUUGGAUCAAGUUUGUAGGUGGAAAAGGACUAGUAAAGAAAUAAAAAAGAAGAAGAAGAUGUAGAUAGAAUGAAGAGGGUGGGUGCUGUUCAACAGCUUUGUUUUCUUGUUCGACCGGAGAUGCGUUUCUAUAUAUAGUCAAUAUUCUAACCAUACAAAGUACAAUUUUAAUAAUAUCUACACUCUAAUCAAGCCAUUAUACCUUUUUGAGCUAAAGGUAUCGAAAGCACAUUCUUUUUAAUUCGUAACUUAAUAAGUAGAAGUGAUACACACACAUACAUAAAAAUUUAAAAAACCUAUCUAUAUAUGUGUUACGUACGAAAUUUAGAAUUAGGUUAAAAGCCCAAGGUAAAAAGAAGAAUGGGCCUGGCAAUAGAGUUGGUUGAACUGGCUGAAGGACACCGUGUGGAAAUCAAGGAAAAUACAGGACGGAAAGACUUCAGGUCGGAAGGUCUUCAAGUCGGGAGGUCCUCAAGACGGAAAGUCCUCAGGACGGGAAGACCUCAGGUCGGAAGGUCUUCAGGUCGGUAGGUCCUCAAGACGGAAAGUCCUCAGGACGGAAAGACCUCAGGUCGGAAGGUCUUCAAGUCGGGAGGUCCUCAAGACGGAAAGUCCUCAGGACGGAAAGACCUCAGGUCGGAAGGUCUUCAGGUCGGGAGGUCCUCAAGACGGAAAGUCAUCAGGAUGGGAAGUCCGCAGGUCGGGUAAACCGUAGAUCGGAUAGAAGGCGAAGUCGGGCAGACGCGGAGGUCUGUCAAGAGGAAGGUCGGGCAAGGAAGAGGUACGGACAGACGCGGAGGUCUUCGGUCAAAGACGGAGGGCGGCUGAUGCGGAGGUCGGCCCAAGUGAGGUCGGGCGAAGAAGCAGGUCGGGCGAAGGACGAAGUCGGGCCAAAAGGGCGGAAGGUCUGUGGUCGGCUCAAAAAGUGAAAUAUAGGGAUAAUUUUGGUCUGCUGAGGACACGUGUCAGCAGGAGAAGGGUUGGAAGACGGUUGGGAAGGAGACGUUGUAACCGUUCGGGCGACGGUUUUCAGUACAGUUUCUUCAAAGAAUAUUUAAGGAUUUGGAUCAUCAUUUGGCAAGGCAUCUUCAAUCAACUUCAACAAAGCAAAGUCAGAUUUGGGGAUCACCACUUUAAAUUUCAGUCUUUUAUUUUCCAGUUUAUUUUCUGUACCGUACAGUGUUUAGAGAUUCCUAAUCUCAGGCACUAAUUAAUCAAGUUUAAGGAUAUUUUCUAUAUCUUUGAAUUUUACUUUAUUUUUGUUGAAAAAAUACAUCAACAAAUUGGCGACCACAGUGGGAGCAAGACAAAAUUGCUCAUUCCAAUUCCGGCGAUAAUUUCAUACGUCUUAGAUCCGGCCGUAUCAUCGGAAGGGUCCAUAUGGCAGGUUCACAACCUCAAUCAUCUUCGGCACCGGUGGGAGAAUCCGUUCCACCACCUAUUGUGCCAAAUGCCGGGGAAAUCCGACAACCACCAACUGAUUGGUGGUCUUAUGUUCAACAAAUGAACAACCAGCAAACUUUGGUUAUGCAGAAUAUGUUGCGUGAGCAACAAACGAACAUGUUGCGUGAGCAACAGAGUCUGAUGCAGAACAUGAUAGAUCAAGCACUGUCAAGGGUUAGUCUUCAACCUACUCAAACUCCACCAGGAGUAUCACCAUCCAGACUACAGGCAAAUUUCGCAGGGCCAUCAUUCGUGGAUAGUACAUUCCCAAGUGCCACAAAUCCCAACCGAAUGGAUAGGGGAAAAUCUCCUCUGACUUUUCCAAACACUGUUCCACUGGGACCAAGGGUUACCAAUCCGCAGCCGAACAAUACAAGGGAGGACAGGCCUGAAGGAUAUAUACAUGAUCCUAUUCAUAUUCCUGUGCAGGAUCCGUUCCAUGUUCCUGAUCAUCAACGCUUUCAUGUAGAUCCUGAUGAGAUUGCACAUAUAUUAAGGGAUCAGUAUGGAUUAACUCCUCAGAUGGCUAACCGCCCUGCAUAUCAGAGACCUUUCCCAGAAAGGAUCAUUAAUGAACACCCUCUCCCAAGGAAUUAUCGACCACCCGAUUUUCAUGCAUUCUCAGGGGAGGACGGAUCUUCCACCAUAGAACAUGUUGGUCGGUUCACAGCACAAUUAGGAGAAGUUGGCAAUAACCCUUUUUAUAAGUUGCAGCUGUUUGGUUUAUCUCUUACUAGAACAGCGUUUUCGUGGUUUGCAAGUCUGCCUCCUGGACAAAUUCAGACGUGGGAAGGACUGGAGAUGGCAUUUCAUGCCAGAUUCUUCAAUCCUUUACCAACUGUUUCUUUAACUGAUUUACUAGAAUUGAGACAGUAUCCAGAAGAAUCUGCUUCACAGUUUAUAGAAAGGGUGCGAUUGAUGAAGGGACGAUGUCCUACGGUAAUCAGUGAGAAAGAGAUGACCAAUUUAGUGGUCCGGAAUAUGCAUACUCGUUUAAGAAAGGCACUCACUGCCCUGGAUGUUGAGGAUUUGGCAAGUCUUGCAUCCAAGGCAGGACGUUUAGAGUCUUUGUUCAGAGAGGAAGAUCAGCAUAACAGGCGUAAUAGAGGCCAACAUAUGGCGAGUAUGGGAACAGAAACAUGUGACUUUGAUUUUAAUCAGUCAGAAGAGAUGGCAGCCGAAAUCCUUUCUGGAAAACCUUAUGUGUGCCCCAAAUUGAAGCCAGUACCAGGAUCUGAAGGGAAGGAGCAACCAACGUUUGAUAGUUCAAAAGCUGAUGAAAUCUUUGAUAUCUUACUGACUGAUGGGCAGAUCCGUAUUCCAAAGGGGCAAAGACUGGCCACUAAAGAAGAAAUCAAAGGGAGACCAUAUUGCAAGUGGCAUAAUUCUUUCACACACAAUACAAGUCAGUGUACUCAUUUCAGGAAGGAAAUUCAAAAAGCCAUCAAGACAGGUCGGCUCAAAUACAUCACUCUAGGUGUAGACCAGCAACCGUUUCCGAAAGUAACAACGGCAAUGGUUGACAUCCAACCAAGUUCGGAAACAGGGAAAAGUUCGGCCAAUGAUGGACAAACAGGGGAACGAACUCAGGCAAGCCCCGGAACAAAAAAAGGAAGUCAGCCAAACAGUGGCCGACCGGAAGAACGACUCAAAGUUGUUGAAAGGCCAGUCGCUGAAAAAUGGGACCGUCCAGACGGUUCUUUUAAUGUGGAGGUGAAAGAAAAGGUUUUAGUGCGUGACCACCCGACCAGAAAAACAGGUUCAGUCGGGAACAAUUGGGCUCGAAAUAAAAAGCCUUUACCCGUUGAUAUAGAUCCUCGUUUCCCAGGUAUGAAUCGUACACAGAUUCGCAAUGCCAAACGCAGGUAUGCUGCAAAGUAUGGGAAACGAGUUCCUUCAGUAAAACAACGAACCGACGAACAAAAAGCAGCCGACCACUUGGCAGGAGAUCAGUCCAUUAGAGUCUUUACAGAACAAACGACCAACGAGCAGGGAGCAGCCAUUCAGUUUCCAAAAAGUCGGUCCAGUCGGGUCUGUUCAGGAAAGCAACCGAACGACGGAUUAGGCGCUUCCGACUAUACCAAGAGAAGUUCGUCGGGACAGGGGAAAGGUAAAGGAAUGGCAGAUGAAAUAAUUAGAGGUUUUCGAUGCCAACAUUGUGAACGGAUCAACAUCAAUCCAUCUCCUGAGGAAUUCCGCAUAGAAUCUUUGACGGUUCAAUCUCGGGAUAAGACAAAGGAAGAAGUUGUAACUACAGAGGAAAGUUCAAGAUCUGUUAAAUCUCGUCUGGGACCACGAAUCCCUUGUCGAAUGACAGAGAUUAAUCAGAUGAGAGAUGAACCGAUGUGGGCGAGUCUGGUAGAUUAUCACUAUGGACGAACCUUUAUGGGCAUUCUUGGCAGAUGAUGAAUUAGAGGAAA
This is a messenger RNA of Andrographis paniculata, 4155 nucleotides long. RefSeq lists its product as uncharacterized. The transcript is spliced from 2 exons. The coding region runs from base 1673 to 4141 and encodes 822 amino acids. NCBI's taxonomy places the organism in Eukaryota, Viridiplantae, Streptophyta, Magnoliopsida, Lamiales, Acanthaceae. The record is from RefSeq and is a predicted model, not a curated record.